AUACACUUUUUUGUUUUUGCAGAAACCUGAAAAGGUACUGGAGAUUUUGCCUUGCCUUUCCCAAAUGAGUGUGAAUAAAAGCAGGUGUUGAAACACAAGGUCCAAUAUUGGUGAUAUGAAGUGAGGUUCAUUAUAAUGUGCUGAGAGCCUGCUGAUAAAGCUAAUUUUUUUGUAUAGUGAUCAUGCCUGGAGUAACAGCUGCAGCACCAAACAAUGCUGCUGAAAAAUCUCCCAAGAUGAAGAUGCAGUCUGGGGGGAAGAAGGUCUUGGCUCGCAUCAAACUCUUGGAUGGCACCAUCUUUGAAACUCCUAUUGAUAAACGAGCAAAUGGAGUGGAAUUGUUGAACAUUGUAUGUUCCCAUCUGAACUUAAUGGAGAAAGACUACUUCAGUUUGACAUACACUGACCAUAACAAGAUCUUGACAUGGCUUGACCUCACGAAAAGGAUCUCAAAGCAAAUUGGAGAUGCACAGCUUGAAUUCAAGUUUGAAGUGAAAUUCUACCCUCCAGACCCUGCACAGCUUCAGGAAGAUAUUACCCGCUAUCAACUUUGCCUGCAAAUACGGGAUGACAUCUUGAGUGGCAAACUCCCUUGCUCCUUUGUGACCCAUGCACUGCUUGGGUCAUACUUGGCACAGUCAGAGUUGGGAGACUAUGAUCCUGAGGAACAUGGUACUAAUUACCUGGAGGAACUCCGAUUUGCCCCCAAUCAGAGUCCUGAGUUAGAAGAGAAAGUUAUGGAGCUCCAUCGUACUCACAGAGGCCAAACACCUGCUGAAGCUGAGUUGCACUACUUAGAGAAUGCCAAGAAACUGGCAAUGUAUGGAGUUGACCUUCAUCCUGCCAAGGAUUCAGAAGGUGUAGCUAUCAUGCUUGGAGUUUGUGCAUCUGGGCUGCUUGUGUAUAGGGACAGGUUGAGAAUUAAUCGCUUUGCAUGGCCCAAGAUCCUCAAGAUUUCUUAUAAGAGGAGCCAUUUUUAUAUCAAGAUUAGACCAGGAGAAUUUGAGCAGUUUGAGUCUACGAUUGGAUUCAAACUGGAAAAUCAUAGAGCUGCAAAGAGGCUAUGGAAAACCUGUGUGGAGCAUCACACAUUUUUCAGAUUGGCAUCUCCUGAAACUCCCAGCAAGAGAAGUGGACUCUUCCCUCGACUGGGGUCUCGAUUCAGGUAUUCAGGGAGAACUCAGUAUCAGACAAGGCAAUCUCUCAUUGAUCGACCUCCUCCCAACUUCGAUCGCACCCUUGGCAAGAGAUUUUCAUCAAGAAGUAUGGAUGCUCUUGGGAAAGAUGGAAGUAGUAUGGAAGAGGCCACUAAAAGGAUGUCUCAUCCAACUCAUGCCAUUCCUUCACCUGAAGAGAAAAAGGAUGGAGGAAGACCAGGCCGAAGAAAGAGCAGCUCAUCACAUGAAUGGACCUCAUCUCUGAAUGAAACUACACUAUCUGAUGAAUCUGACAAAGAACUCAAAAAAGAGCAGAGGAAACUGGAGAGAUUGAAAGAGCGAGAGAAGAAGCGACAAGAGCAAGAGGAGAAACAGCGAGAAAAAGAGGAAAAAAAGAAAGAAAAAGAGGAAAAGAAAAAGGAGAAGGAAGAAGAAAAGAAGCGAAAGGAGGAAGAGAAGAGAAAGGAAAAAGAGGAGAAGAAAAAGAAAGGAAAGGAAAAGGAGACAGAGAAAGAAAAAGACAAGGAUAAAGAGACAGAUGAAGAGAAGGUAAAUGAGAAAUUGGUGAUAGAUGAGAAACUUCAAAACAAGGAACUCAGCAAGAGUUUAGAAUCAGGAUCUUCCAAGGAAUCUCCCAGAAUGGAAGGUGGGAGAAUGGUGAAUGGCUCUGCAGAGCUUCAUUCUCCUGUUUCACAUAAACCAGUCGGUGGUGUUGCUGUGUUGCCACCAGUUGAGCUGCAAAAACUUAAAGAUCGAAAAUCUGCCUUGGACAGAGAAGUUACUGCAUCAGCAGCGCAUGCUGGAUCCUCUUCCUCUCCCAAGCCUGUAGCUGAGGUCCAAGAGUUCUUUUCCUCUACACAUGGCCCUGAGAGAGCCAGUACCCCAGCUCGAGAUAUGUUACGUACUCAGUUAGGUCUUGGCGAUUCCCCAUCUCACACCAAAGAGUACACAUAUGAGGUCAAGGAGAGAGAUCAUAAGCGAUCUCUUCAUGAGCCAGAAAAACUUGGUGGUUUUUCUUAUGAGCAAAAAGCGCAUGAUAAAGAUUCCAGUCUCUCAUCUUCUGAUAUGGAAAGAAUCAUACAAGGGACAGGAAUUGCAUACAAUUAUGUACCUGGAGAAGAGGGCAAGAUACGUGAGAAGACAGCUCUCCCUAAGCAUUCCCCAACUGGAGUGCCUGAUUUCAAGUCUGGCCCUGAGCAAAAGCUGACAGGAUCAAGUGCAGACACCCAAUUUGGAGCUGCCAAACAUAGUGGUGUUCAUGGAAGUGCCAUCUCUGCAUUCAAUGAUAAGGAUGACAAAGGAAAAGCCAGCUUUCACAACCAAGACCUCCAGUCUCAGCUUCUCUCUGGGAAGCAAGAUGAGAAGUCCUCUGGGCUGACAAAAGAUAGAGAUACAAUGAAAUCAUCCCCUCUCUCACCAACUGGCUUAGAAAGCAAAUAUGGGAAACCAAGCAGCUGGAGUUCACCAGCUGCUACAGCUCAUGUGUCUAAUGUGCCUGCAACAUCAAAUAGAAGCAACAUUCCAAUUGUGGCUACUCAUGCCUAUGGUACUGGGAGUGUAGCUGGAGUGGGAGAGGUGCCAGGACGGGCAACUAUGUUUGGAACUACCACACCCCAUGCAACUGCAUCACCUAGUUCACCUGAUCAUGAAUCUAAACACGGGGUGCAUCAUUACAAAAUGCCUUCUGAGAGAAAUGACAACCUCCCUGGAAUAGGGGGUAGUCGAAAGGCAGUAACAACUGCUCUUUCCUCAGAAGAACCAGGACUUGUGAGGCCUGGCAAGGGAGACCCAAUUCAUGGCAGUUGGUUAUUGGGAAAAGCUGGAACUGGAGAUGGAUUUUUGGGAGAAAAGGUGAUGGGAGAAGAAAUACAUGCUAGUGGACAGGCUGGGGAUGCAAUUGGGAAACAAAGUAGUACUGAAUUCUUUUCGAGUGCAAUCCCAACCUUGCAUACUUCUAAGGAAGGAGAGAUCCUGAAAGAGUCAAAGUCUGGAAUUGUAGAAUCUCCACAGACUCCAGGGAAGAAUCAGGAGAGAUCAGAUGGGGAAGAUGAGAAAUCGUCUGGGAUGGGUAAAGGUUCAAAGCUACCACGACCUUUGCAAUCCACUGGUGGCUCCAAUGUGUCUCCAGCUGGGAAGGCAAAUGGAAAGAAAACUAGCAUUAGCAAGAUUCCAGUUCCAAAAUCUUCUUCUCCCAAAGGGAAGUAUGGUGAUGAGGAUGAAAGUUCAUCUGCAUCCUCAACAUCAUCAAGCUCUAGUUCCUCUUCUGGUGAAAGUGAUGUAGAAGGGUAUGGAGAAGAGAGAGUUGCCCCAAUGGAAGACAUUAAUCAGUGGAAGAAGGUUUCAGAAGAGCGCCACACAGAGUCCUCACCACCUAAAAUAAUCAAAACCACCACGAAGAAAACAGUGGUGCAAAAUGCUGGUGGAAUCACAGAAAAUAUUGAAGAACAGAUUGAGGAUCUAUCUCCGGGGGGAACUGAUGUCAAGGUGAUCUCUCAGACCAGCACAUCGAAGGCUGAGGAACCAGGUGCCCGCAUGACAGCCACAGCUGCUGCUGUCACAACAAUGACUUCCACCACAAGGAAAGAUGACCAGGGACUUAAGGCUACUACUCAACAGAUGGAAGGAAAAGUGGUUGCCUCCUCAACAACCAAGAGUGCAACUCAGCAAGAGCAGCGGUUUGUCACUCAAGAGAUGAGGAAGACUGCUCAGGUGCUUACAACAGAUGUUCCCCCUGCAAUCAGCACUGACACUCAGGCUCGUUCCUAUAGGAGACUAAGCACUAGUAGUAGUGAUUCCGGAACCAACCUUGAUGAUGAGUCCUCCAGCUACUCAUCCUUCUCCAUUCCCAGUGGCAUCUUCUCAGCUCAGCCUGCCAUAGUUAAAACAGAAUCAAAGAAGUAUGACACCAGCAGUGUGAAUCCAACUGCUUUGGCCACAAGCCACAUCCCUGUUGUGCAGACUGAAACAAGAAAGGUUGCCCUCUCCUCGGAUGAUGGAACUGCUUUCAUGGAAGGAGAGAUUGUUUCCUCACAAACCAUCACCUCCAAGACCCGAACUGUCGAGACCAUAACAUAUAAGACAGAAAAGGAUGGAGUGGUGGAGACAAGAGUAGAGCAGAAGAUCACAAUUCAGUCAGACAGUGACCCAAUUGAUCACGACAAAGCCCUGGCUGAGGCCAUACAAGAAGCAACUGCCAUGAAUCCUGACAUGACUGUGGAGAAAAUUGAGAUUCAGCAACAGUCCACCCACUGAUGCCCAGAUCUUGUGACAGUGCUGAUAAUAUGGAACGGCUGUUUUACAGCUCUAGUGAUGCUGCUCUAAAGAUUGCCUUUUUAUUUUUGUUCUUUAUUUCCUUUCUCCCUUUCUCUUUCCUCUCUCCUGCCCAUGUCCUUAAUAUGAACUAUUUUCAUCAUAGUCAUCUAGUUAAUAAUACAAGGGGCAUCUGCCAGUUGUAAAUAGCAACUGUGGAAGUGAGACACCCUCAGACAUCAUCCUUUGUGCGCUUAUACCAGAAACUCACUGGAUCAGUCAUAAACUGGACAGAAAUACUAUAGGGCACUAUUUUUUUUGUGAGCUUUUCAUUUGUCAUGCGCUACAUUUGUGUGUGUAUAUCUGUUUCAUUCCAUCAUGGUAAGUGCACUCAUUUGAGUUUGUGCCUAUUUCUUUUUUUUAUGUAAGUUUUUAUUGUUUUUUACUGCUUUCAGAGUAAGUUGUUACCAGUUAUGAUAAUGACUGUAGCUUCAUGUAGUUCUCUUUUUUUUUCUAUUUUGUAUUCUGAAUGUUCUGUAAGAUCUUAGUUAUUCAAGGGGGAUUUCUAUGCACCAUUAUGAUUUUCUUGUGCGAUUGUUGAGAGCCCAUGCUUGCGAGUAUAAUCUAGCUUUAUAUCUAUGUGAUUAAUAAAGAAGAUUGCUUAGA
Messenger RNA from Darwinula stevensoni, 5072 nucleotides. The record is from the annotation of a GenBank genome assembly. Lineage: Eukaryota; Metazoa; Arthropoda; Ostracoda; Podocopida; Darwinulidae.